AUGCCGUCAGAUCUUCGACCUUCAAUCGACCGCGGGAGAGACGGGCGCGCAAGUGCGCCGUUGCUAGGCCGUAAGACGGAGGAUGACACGGUGGACGAGGGCCUGCUGGGAAGGAGCACACAUCACUUCCACGAACGAGACCCAGAGACGCAGGCCAAGCUCGAGACGAGAAGAAAGUACACCUACGCCGCUUUCCUGCUCGCGCUGAGCCUGAUCAGCUUCACCGUGCAGACGGAGACGGCCGUCUACAUCCAGCACCAGCUGAAGUGGGAGAAGCCAUACUGCAUGCUGUACAUGACGCAUGGCUCGUGGGUCGUGCUGUGGCCUUCCACUGUUAUCAUUCUACGCCUGCAGCACUGGAGCGAGCCGUGGUCGACCUUUUGGCGCAGACAUGUCCAGAUCCUGCGCCAGACGGCCCUCAUGGUCCAGCACCAGACGCUCCAUCCCACGCCUCGUCAGUCGCAAGUCUCGCCGGUCCGAUACAUGCUCAAGAUGACGACCUUCAUCACAUGCGCCCUGACCCUGGCAGGAGGCAGCUGGUACGUCGCGGUGAACAUGACGACGGCCAGCGACCUAACCGCGAUUUACAACUGCUCUGCAUUCUUCGCCUACGCCUUUAGUAUCCCCAUCCUGCACGAAAGGGUCCGCGCCAGCAAGCUCGUCGCCGUGGCCAUUGCCAUUGCCGGUGUCUUUGUUGUUGCAUACGGCGACCAAUCGCCCGCCAAACACGGCUCCAAGUCAGGAGGCGGAGCCGGCGGUGACAAGGCACCUCCUUCCCACGAGGCCGAGAACCGCGCCUUUGGCAAUCUAGUCAUCGGUGUUGGAAGUGUCUUGUAUGGACUCUACGAAGUCUUGUACAAGCGACUGGCCUGUCCGCCCGAGGGCGCAGCGCCGAACAAGGGCGUCAUUUUCGCAAACCUGUUUGGCAGUCUCAUUGGUGCCUUUACAUUGAGCGUGCUAUGGCUCCCACUGCCCUUCCUCCACUGGAUGGGUUGGGAACUCUUUGAACUGCCAAAGGGAGAGCAAGCAUGGAUGAUGGCUAUCAGUGUUUUGGCAAAUGCCACCUUUUCCGGCGCUUUCCUCGCCCUUAUUUCUCUUACUUCGCCUGUCCUGUCGUCGGUCGCUGCGCUCCUUACUAUUUUCAUUGUCGCGCUCGUCGACCAGCUCCUCCCGCCGCCACUCAACUCGCCCCUCACACCCGCCGCUAUCGUCGGCGGUCUAUUGAUAAUUGGCGCGUUUACCCUGCUAUCUUGGGCCUCGUACAAGGAAAUGGACGAGGAGCGCAGGCACAAGCUUGAGGAGGCGCCUAGCGAGGCCGACGACUAG
Molecule: messenger RNA, 1326 nt
Organism: Exserohilum turcica Et28A
Lineage: Eukaryota; Fungi; Ascomycota; Dothideomycetes; Pleosporales; Pleosporaceae
Exons: 2
Coding region: 1-1326 (441 amino acids)
Cellular component (GO): membrane
Source: RefSeq, a predicted model, not a curated record